CGCAUGCGCACUUGGUCAAAAACACUACAUAAUUCCAGACAAGACAUUGUUUUCGGUUGCUUGUACAUCAUUAUUUAUACCUUUUUUGGAAGUACAUACCGGGCGUGACGGCAGUAAAUGAAGAUAAUUGCUCAGCCAAACUCCAUAUUUGACGCUGGAUCCGGACGAGGAAUAUAAAGCCAGUCGCACGUUGUAGCAGCUCACAAAGCAGGCGAGCCUGUGAGAGUAUUUAGCUAACGUUACGCCUGCAGAAGAAUUUGUGGAAGAAUUGAGAGAAACAGGCAGCAUGGUGAAUCAAGUGCAGAGAGUCGAAGACACAUGGCGAACAUGCAGCAAAAGCGACUCAAGUGGCGCGAGCAACAGCGGUUGCGAGAGUUCCAAGGAAAGCUCUCGCUCCUCGACGCCGGUGUUGGACACCGACCGCACGGACAGGCUACGGGACAAGAUGCGCCGCCGGACGGAGUCGGGCGACCACUGGUUUUCCCUCGAGUUCUUCCCCCCUCGCACUGCAAGUGGAGCUGUCAACCUCAUCUCUAGAUUUGAUCGCAUGGGCUCAGGGGGGCCCCUGUUCAUAGACGUUACCUGGCAUCCGGCAGGGGACCCGGGUUCAGACAAGGAGACCUCCUCCAUGAUGAUCGCCAGCACAGCGGUCAACUACUGUGGCCUGGAGAGCAUCCUGCACCUGACCUGCUGCAACCAGACCAAAGAAAAGAUCACUGGGUACCUGAGCAAAGCCAAACGCCUUGGCCUGAAGAACAUCAUGGCUCUAAGAGGAGAUCCUAUGGGGGCUGACUGGGAAGAGGAAGAAGCGGGCUUCAACUACGCCACAGACCUAGUCAAACACAUACGCUGCGAGUUUGACGACUACUUUGACAUCUGCGUUGCCGGCUACCCCACUGGCCACCCGGAGGCGGAGAGCUACGACGAGGACCUGAGACAUCUGAAGGAGAAAGUGGACGCUGGCGCCGACUUCAUCAUCACCCAGCUCUUUUUCCGGGCUGACACCUUCCUCAAGUUUGUCAGAGACUGCAGGGCCAUAGGAAUCACCUGCCCCAUCCUACCAGGCAUCUUCCCUAUCCAGGGCUACCAGUCUCUGAGGCAGCUGGUCAAACUGUCCAAGCUGGAGGUGCCCGAGGAGAUCAUGCAGGUCAUCGAGCCCAUCAAGGACAACGAUGCGGCCAUCCGCAACUACGGCAUUGAGCAGGCUGUGGGUAUGUGCCGCGUGCUGCUGGAGAGCGGUGAGGUGCCGGGCCUCCACUUCUACACGCUGAACCGUGAGGUAGCCACCAUGGAGGUACUGCGGCAGCUGGGCCUGUGGAUCGAGGACCCCAGGCGGACACUCCCCUGGGCGGUGAGCGCUCACCCCAAACGCAAAGUGGAGGACGUGCGGCCCAUUUUCUGGGCCUCCAGACCCAAGAGCUAUAUCUACAGAACACAGGAUUGGGAUGACUUCCCCAAUGGACGAUGGGGAAACUCGUCAUCUCCGGCCUUUGGUGAACUCAACGAUUACUACCUGUUCUACCUUAAGAGUAAGUCGUCCAAAGACGCCCUGCUGAAGAUGUGGGGCGAGGAGCUGACCAGCGAGCAGAGCGUCUACGAGGUCUUCACCAGCUAUAUCACGGCCCAGCCCAAUGUUGCCGGACACAAGGUGAUGUGUCUGCCGUGGAAUGACGACCCGCUGGCCCCGGAGACCAACUUGCUGAAGGACGAGCUGGACAAGGUAAACCGCAGGGGAGUCCUCACCAUCAACUCCCAGCCCAGCAUCAACGGCAAGCCCUCGUCAGACCCCAUCGUGGGCUGGGGCCCCCCUGGUGGCUACGUCUUCCAGAAGGCUUAUCUGGAAUUUUUCACCUCAAGCGAAAAUGUCACCGCUCUCCUCAAAGUGCUAAAGAAGUACGAGCCUCGCGUCAACUACCACAUCGUCAACGUUCACGGUCAGAAUACUACGAACGCCCAUGACAUGCAACCCAACGCUGUGACAUGGGGCAUCUUCCCCGGCAGGGAGAUUGUCCAGCCCACCGUGGUGGAUCCAGUCAGCUUCUUGUACUGGAAGGACGAGGCCUUUGCCCUGUGGAUCGAGCAGUGGGCCAAGCUGUACGAAGACGAGUCCCCAUCACGUAUGAUCAUCAAGUAUAUCCACGACAACUACUUCCUUGUCAACCUGGUGGACAACGACUUCCCUUUGGACAACUGCUUGUGGCAGGUCAUCGAUGAUAUGUUUGAGCUGCUUGACAACCCCCCAGAGGAGCAAACCGCGGAGCAACCUGCAGAGCAACCCAACGAUGAGCAAUCCGACAAGGAACAGCCUGGAAAGUAACCAUGGCGAUAGCCACCAACUGAGCGACUUUUUUUUCUUUGGUGCUGCUUUCGAUAACUUUUCACUAAACAAACACCAAAGUACUUAACUACAGUAUUAUACCAUACAGUAUAUACUUUUGAAAAAUAUACUUAAAAAAAUAUAUAUAUAUAUUAUCUGGAGGAUGGAUCUUAAUCAAGAGGUACUUCAGUGAAUGAAUACGAUGACAAAUACAGUGCAUUUGAAAAGCAUUCAGACCCUUUCACUUUUUCAACAUUUUGUUACGUUACUGGCUUGUUCUAAAAUGUAUUAUCCUUUUUUUUAACUACUCAAUCUACACACAAUACCCCAUAAUGACAAAGCGAAAACGUGAUUUAAAAAAUAUUUGCACAUUUAUAAACAAAAUAAUUGAAAUACCUUAUUUACAUAAGACCCUUUGUGAUGAGACUUGAAAUUGACAUCUGGUGCAUCCUGUUUCCAUUUAUCAUCCCUGAGAUGUUUCUACAACUUGAUUUGGAAAGGCACACCCAUCUAAAUAAGGUCCCACAGUUGACUGCAUGUCAGAGCAAACACCAAGCCAUGAGGUCGAAGGAAUUGUCCGUAGAGCUCUGAGACAGGAUUGUGUUGAUGCACAGAUCUGGUGAAUGGUACCAAAAAAAUGUCUGCAGUAUUGAAGGUUCCCAAGUGGCCUCCAUCAUUCUUCAAUGGAAGAAGUUUAGAACCACCAAGACUCUUCCCAGGGCUGGGCGUCUGGCCAAACUGAGCAAUUGGGGAAGAAGGCUUUGGUCAGGGAGGUGACCAAGAACCCAACGGUCACUCUGUCAGAGUUCCUCUGGAAAUUGGAGAACCUUCCAGAAGGACAAACAUCUCUGCAGCACUCCACCAAUCAGACCUUUAUGGUAGAGUGGCCAAACGGAAGACACUCCUCAGUAAAAGGCACAUGACAGCCCAAUUGGAGUUUGCCAGAAGGCACCUAAAGGACUCUCAGACCAUGAGAAACAAGAUUCUAUUGUCUGAUAAAACCAAGAUUGAACUGUUAGGCCUGAAUGCCAAUCGUCACGUCUGGAGGAAACCUGGCACCAUCCCUACGGUGAAGCAUGGUGGUGACAACCAUCCCCACGACAUGAGGCUAUCAGUGGCAGGGACUGGGAGACUAGUCAGGGUCGUGGGAAAGAUGAACGGAGCAAAGUACAGCGAGAUCCUUGAUGAAAACCUGGUCCAGAGUGCUCAGGAUCUCAGACUGGGAUGAAGGUGAACCUUCACAACAGGACAAUGACCUUAAGCACACAGCCAAGACAAUGCAGAAGUGGCUUCAGGACAAGUCUUUGAAUGUCCUUGAGUGGCCUAGCCGGAGCCCGGACUUGAACCCGAUCGAACAUCUCUGGCGAGACCUGAAAAUGAUUGCAGCGGCGCACCCCAUCCAACCUGACAGAGCUUGAGAGGAUCUGCAGAGAAGAAUGGGAGAAACUCCCCAAAUACAGGUGUGUCAAGCUUGUAGCGUCAUCCACAAGAAGACUCACGGCUGUAAUAGCUGCCGAAGGUACUUCAACAAUAUACUGAAUUAAGGGUCUGAACUUAUAUACAUUUUAAAUUUUGAGAAAAAUAAAAUGUUUUGUCAUUAUGGGGUAUUGUGUGUAGAUUGAUGUGAAAAAAACAAUUUAAUCAAUUAGAAUGAGGCUGUAACAAUGUGGAAAAAUCAAGGGGUCUGAAUACUUUCUGACUGCAUUGUAACACAGGGAAACGUUUUGUAAUUUUUAAACCAUUUUAAUUGUGUGUUUGGUGUAUCUAUCUAAACGUAUGUGGACACCUUCAAAGUAGUUGAUUCGGCUAGUUCAGCCACACCCCUUGCUGACCGGUGUAUAAAAUGGAGCAAAUAGCCGAGCAUUCUCCUUAGACAAACAUUGGCAGUACAGUGGCCUUACCGAUAAGCUCUGCGACUUUCAAAGUGGCAUCGUGAUAGGAUGCCACCUUUCCAACAAGUCAUUUUGUCAAAUUUCUACCCUGCUAGAGCAGCCCCGGUCAACUGUAAGUGCUGUUGUUGUGAAAUGGAAACGUCUCGGAGCAACAAUGUCUCAGUCGCGAAGUGGUAGGCCACAAGCUCACACAACGCGACUGCCGAGGGCUGAAGCACAUAGCGUGUAGAAAUCAUCUAUCCUCGGUUGCAACACUCACUACCAUUUUCCAAACUACUUCUAGCUUCAUGAAAUGGGUUUCCAUUGCCGAGCAGUCGCACACUUGCCUAAGAUCACCCUACGCAAUGUGAAGUGUUGGCUGGAGUUGUGUAAAACUCGUCGCCAUUGGACUGGAGCAGUGGAAACACGUUCUCUGGAGUGAUAAAUCACACUUCACCAUCUGGCAGUCCAACGGGUGAAUCUGGGUUUGGCGGAUACCAGGAGAACGCUAUGUGCCCCAAUCUAUAGUGCCAACUGUAAAGUUUGGUGGAGGAAUAAUUGUCUGGGGCUGUUUUUCAUGGUUUGGUUAGGUCCCUUAGUUCCAGUGAAGGGGAAAUCUUAACCCUACAGUAUACAAUAACAUUCUAGACAAUUCUGUGCAUCCAACUUUGUUUCAACGUGACAAUGCCCCCACGCACAAAGCGAGGUCCGUACAGAAAUGGUUUCUCGAUCUGUGUGGAAGAACUUGCUUGCACAGAGCCUUGACCUCAACCCCAUCGAACACCUUUGGGAUGAAUUGGAACGCCGACUGCAAGCCAGGCCUAAUCGCCCAACAUCAGUGCCCAAUCUCACUAAUGCUCUUGUGGCUGAAUGGAAGCAAGUCCCUGCAGCAAUGUUCCAACAUCUAGUGGAAAGCCUUCCCAGAAGAGUGGAGGCUGUUAUAGCAGCAAAGGGGGGACCAACACCAUAUUAAUGCCCAUGAUUUUGGAAUGAAAUGUUCGACGAGCAGGUGUCCACAUGCUUUUGGUCAUGUAUGUACUUGAGUGUGAGAGAACUGUGGUAUAUUGGAAACUGUUUUUCAUUAUGUGAAUUUAAGAGCUGUAGACUAGAGCAUUUCGUAAGACUAAACUCUCUUUUAAACCAAAGUUUAAAUAGAGAAAUACAAGGAUAUUUCUCCUGACGAGUCAGGGUUACCAGAACACACAAGCAUCGACAGACUUGAUUUGUGAUUACCAUUGUAAUCUGCCAUAGACAAUAAUUGAAAAUAAUACACACUAUGAGCUGCUGCUAAGAUGUCACCUGAGGCCUUAACUAACAAGCAUUUAAGCAGUGACCUCACUGCUUUUAUUUUGUCUUUCUCUGUUUCAUAUCUAUUACCGUUGUGCAACGUCAAUUAAACAACAAGCAUACUUUACAUGUUGCAAUGCUCAAUUGCCA
Molecule: messenger RNA, 5625 nt
Organism: Oncorhynchus nerka (sockeye salmon)
Lineage: Eukaryota; Metazoa; Chordata; Actinopteri; Salmoniformes; Salmonidae
Product: methylenetetrahydrofolate reductase (NADPH)-like
Exons: 13
Coding region: 287-2317 (676 amino acids)
Biological process (GO): tetrahydrofolate interconversion
Cellular component (GO): cytosol
Molecular function (GO): methylenetetrahydrofolate reductase [NAD(P)H] activity; FAD binding
Source: RefSeq, a predicted model, not a curated record